This is a messenger RNA of Elgaria multicarinata webbii, 1884 nucleotides long. Its product is annotated as F-box only protein 44-like. Lineage: Eukaryota; Metazoa; Chordata; Lepidosauria; Squamata; Anguidae. Gene Ontology annotation, cellular component: cytoplasm; SCF ubiquitin ligase complex. The transcript is spliced from 6 exons. The record is from RefSeq and is a predicted model, not a curated record. Bases 142 to 942 code for a protein of 266 amino acids. Gene Ontology annotation, molecular function: ubiquitin protein ligase activity; protein binding. Gene Ontology annotation, biological process: glycoprotein catabolic process; SCF-dependent proteasomal ubiquitin-dependent protein catabolic process.
UUGCCUGCCGCUGGCCCUGUUAUAUUUCGCCCUUCUGCUGCUGCUACUGGAGGCUGAGCGGGGCGGAGACUGGGCUUCCUCGCUGCAAGGUCCCUCCAGCACGAAUCCAGCCAGGCGGCUCAGAAGCACUUUGGAAAGGAGAUGGCCGGCAUCGGGGACUUGCCGGAACGCAUCCUGCAAGAGGUGCUGUGCCUGUUGCCCAUGGAGGAGUUGAUCCGCAACUGCCGCGUGGUUUGCACGCGGUGGCGAGACCUGGUGGACUCACCAGCCCUGUGGCAGCAGAAAUACCAACAGAAAGGCAACCACCUUGAGACACAAAAGGUUUGCCUGGAUCUCCAGAAGGGCUACUUUAUCUUCUCCCACCUGGAGAAGAACUUACUCAAAAACCCUUGUGGCGAAGAGGGCUUGGCUUUCUGGGACAUCAAGAUACCUGUACAGGGCCAGUGGAAAAUUGAGGAAUUGUCCGAAGCAGAUACCACAAAGCUCCAAAAAUGGAACUAUCUGCAGAGGAACCGUUGUCUGAAAAAGGAAGAUAUACCCUACCAGCAGGUUAACAAAUGCUUCUCUGCGCAUAACGGGCUCUGCAUCAAGUCUCAGCUGAUCACCUUGAAGGAUCACGGCUACUGGGAUCAGCUGAUUGACGAGGCCGAACCCCAUAUUGUGGUGAACGACUGGUUUUAUCACGGCUUCGGCUGCCGCUACCAGCUGUGGGUGAAGUUGUUGUCGGCUGACUUCAAAGUCCUCCAAGAAUAUGGCACCAGAAAUGCAUACGAACGCGAUAUUAAAACUGAACAAUGGCGCGAGGUUUCACUCAUGAUUGACAGCACUCAGGGACUCCGCCACAUCCUCUUCCAACACCAAGGCCAAAAUAUCAACCCCUCUGGGGACGGCACAAGGAUAACCAAAAGCAGUCUCACGCUUGGCCCGUAUUCUUUUGAUUAAACCUGCACUGUUUCCCUGCAGGGCCUGGUGGGACCUCAAGUGCUUUUCUCCCCCUCUCUCUCUUGCUGCAGUAGCUGCUCACUCCCAGCAGGGGUUCUCUAGCUUUGCCUUGUGGUGUGCUUUGGCGGUGGUCCGGCUGUUGAGAUCUGGGCUAGCGGAGAAACCUUCGGGAGUGAGAGGUCAAGAGCCCUGCCGCUCAUCAGCUGUAAAGCAGAGGGAGAGGAGAAGGCGGGAGCAGUCGGCCAAUUAGCUGUGCUGGGGGAGGAGCCCACGAGGCAAGCGGCAACGUGAUUGGCUAGCUGCAGGGAUGUACCGCACAGCUGCUGGAGUGAGCGAGAUUGAUCAUGGAAACUGGCUAACGUUACCAUAUUAUGCCAGUACUUUUCCCUCUGCCAUGGCUGCCAGUCCAUUUUCAUGCCCAAUUCGAAGUCCUGGUAUUAACAGUGAAAGUCCUAAACACCUUGGGGGCAGGUUAUCUGGAGGAUCACCUCCUCCCAUAUGUACCUGCCCAGAUCCUAAGAUCAUCUUCGGUGGACCUUUUCUGGGAGCCCCUGCCAAAGGAUAUGAGGCAGGUGGCUACCAGGAGGAGGGCCUUCUCUGCUGUGGCACCCCGGCUGUGGAAUGAGCACCCUAGAGAGGCUUGCCUGGCACUUGCAUUGUGCUCUUUCCUGCGCCAAGCGGAAACAGUUUUAUUUCCCCUGGGCUUCUUGUCUUUUAGCUGUGUUGUUUUCAAUCUGUUAUUGCAUUUUAAAUCUCUGCAUUGCUGCUAAGUUUCAUUGUGGUUUGUCUUUUUAUAUUGUAGUUUUCAGCUUUGACAUUUUAUGUUGUAUUUUAAUACGCACGUUGCAGUUUUAAUGGCUGCGGACCACCCCAAGGGCUUUGGCUAUUGGGCAGUAGAGAAAUGUAACAAAUAAAUAAAUGAAUAAAUAAAUGAAGAAAAAA